This is a messenger RNA of Protomyces lactucae-debilis, 3070 nucleotides long. RefSeq names its product cytoplasmic valine-tRNA ligase Vrs1/Vas1. NCBI's taxonomy places the organism in Eukaryota, Fungi, Ascomycota, Taphrinomycetes, Taphrinales, Protomycetaceae. The record is from RefSeq and is a predicted model, not a curated record. Gene Ontology annotation, biological process: valyl-tRNA aminoacylation. Gene Ontology annotation, cellular component: cytosol. Gene Ontology annotation, molecular function: aminoacyl-tRNA deacylase activity; ATP binding; valine-tRNA ligase activity. The transcript has a single exon. Bases 32 to 3010 code for a protein of 992 amino acids.
GCCUUCCUACGAUUUGACGACGCCUGCAAGCAUGUCGGCAUCAGCUGCGACUGACAGUACUGUUCCGGAAGGCUUCAUCAAAGAUGCAACAACAGGCGAGGUGCGGGCCAUGACCGAAAAGGAGCUGGCCAAAGCACAAGCGAAAGCCGAGAAGAAUGCCAAAUUCCUAGCCAAGAAGAAGGCGCAAGAAGAGGCUGCUUCCAAGGCUGCGAGUAAUCCAAAGAAGGAGAAGAAGGUCAAGGCUGCUGCUGUGGAUACCACAUAUACUGAAACCACGCCAGAGGGCGAGAAGAAACGAUUGCAAGACCUGGAGUCUGAUGCGCUCAAGGCAUAUAAUCCGCUAGCUGUCGAAUCUGCUUGGUAUUCAUGGUGGGAGAAGGAAGGCUUCUUUGAACCUGAAUUCGGUCCAGAUGGCAAGGUAAAGCCGGCAGGUGUCUUUUCGAUGGCAGCACCACCUCCCAAUGUCACAGGUGCACUCCACAUUGGUCACGCGCUGACUAUCGCGAUUCAAGACUCGCUUUCGCGGUGGCACAGAAUGCGCGGCAAGACAGUAUUGUUCUUGCCAGGCUUUGAUCAUGCUGGUCUGAGUACGCAGUCUGCUGUAGAGAAGCAGCUGUGGAAGGAGGAGAAGAAAACGAGACAUGAUUUUUCGCGGCCCGACUUUCUCAAGCUGGUCAUGGCGUGGAAGGAAAAGUAUCACAUGCGUAUUAAGGGUCAAAUGAAGCGUUUGGGUGUCUCGUUUGACUGGACUCGUGAGGCUUUUACAAUGGACGACAAUUUGUCUGCUGCAGUGGCCGAAACAUUCGUAACCCUUCACCAGGAAGGUAUCAUUUACCGUGCCAAUAGACUGGUCAAUUGGUGCACAAAGCUCUCCACUACAUUGUCAAAUCUCGAGGUCGACAACAAAGAGCUUGAGGGACGAACGCUACUGAAUGUACCUGGCUAUGAAAAACCUGUCGAAUUUGGUGCCAUCACCUCAUUUGCAUACCCCAUCGAAGGCACAGAUGAGAAAAUCAUUGUGGCGACGACACGACCCGAGACAAUGCUUGGUGAUACAGGCAUCGCCGUUCAUCCUGAUGAUGACCGUUACAAGCACUUGCAUGGCAAAUUUGCAAUCCACCCACUGCUCAACCGCAAAAUUCCAAUUGUGUUGGAUGAUGUUUUGGUUGAUAUGGCCUUUGGUACAGGUGCUGUCAAGGUAACACCAGCACACGACCCCAACGAUUACGAAUGUGGUAAGCGACACAAUCUCGAAUUCAUCACAAUUCUCAACGACGAUGGUACGUUCAAUGAGCACUGCGGCGACUGGAAUGGAGUCAAGCGGUUCGAUGCGCGUGUGUCUGUCGUGGAGAAACUCAAGGAGCUCGGCUUAUUUGUCAGUGUUGAGGACAACCCAAUGUCUGUGCCAUUGUGUUCCAAGUCUGGCGACGUCAUCGAGCCCAUUCUGAAGCCACAGUGGUGGGUACGUCAAUCUGCCAUGGCAGAAGCUGCCGUCAAGGUGGUGCAAAGUGGCGAGCUUGAGAUUAUGCCCAAGGCCCAGGAAGCUGACUUUGUGCGAUGGAUGACGAAUGUCCAGGACUGGUGCAUCUCACGACAGCUGUGGUGGGGUCACCAGGCGCCUGUCUACUAUGUCGAAAUUGAGGGUAAUGACCACGCCGUCUGCAGGACAGAAGGUGAGUAUUGGGUGUCUGGUCUGACCCAGGCUGCAGCAGAGAAGCAGGCACAGGAAAAGUUCCCUGGCAAGACAUUCAAGCUUGUGCAGGACGAAGAUGUGCUCGACACUUGGUUCUCGUCUGGCCUGUGGCCUUGGUCGACACUUGGAUGGCCCAAGGACACAGAGGACUUGAAAAAUUUCUACCCAACCAGCUUGAUGGAGACUGGCUGGGAUAUUCUCUUCUUCUGGAUCGCUCGCAUGGUCAUGCUGGGCAUCAAGAUGACUGGUCAGAUUCCAUUCAAGCAGGUGUACUGUCACUCGCUUAUUCGCGAUGCACAAGGUCGCAAGAUGUCCAAAACGCUUGGUAAUGUUGUUGAUCCACUCGACGUCAUCCAGGGAAUCUCUUUGCAAGGUCUCAACGAGCAAUUGACUAUGGGCAACCUAGACCCCAAGGAAAUCGCUAAGGCCAAGGCGAAUCAAAAGGCUUCUUAUCCAAAUGGUAUUCCUCAGUGCGGUACAGACGCUCUGCGAUUCGCAUUGUGCGCUUACACCACUGGUGGACGUGACAUCAACCUUGAUAUUCUGCGUAUCGAGGGAUACCGCAAGUUCUGCAACAAGAUUUACAAUGCUGUCAAGUUUGCACUUGUACGACUAGGUCCUGACUUCAAGCCGGCUCGUGCUGUGGAAGUGUCGGGCGUUGCUGCAAGACUGCAAGGCGCAGAGGGCAAAUAUCUCUCGCUGGUCGAGCAAUGGACACUGCAUCGCUUCAAUCUCGCUGCGCAACAACUCAAUGCAGCCCUUGACAAGAAGAAUUUCUUGGACGCAACGACGGCAAUUCAUGGAUUCUGGCUCUAUGACUUUUGCGAUGUCUUUAUUGAAAACUCCAAGUAUCUCUUUGCUGCUGGUACUGAAGCGCAGGUGGCGAGUGUCAAGGAGACGCUUUACAGUGUGCUCGACGGUGGUCUCCGCUUGAUUCAUCCAUUCAUGCCGUUCCUGACUGAAGAGAUGUGGCAGCGUUUGCCACGUCGCGAAGGUGACAAGACACGUACAAUUGUGCGUGCAGAGUAUCCUGUCUAUGAAGCGUCCUUGGCUAGCUUGACUGAGCAAGCUGCUGCCUAUGAAAUCAUCAGCGAGGUCGUCAAGACUGCGCGAUCGGCAAUGGCUGCAGCGGGCGUCAAGACGGACGCGACAGUGGUUGUGCAUGCUGGUGGCAAGCAAGCGUUGAUUGAGCAGGAAUCUGGCUCCAUUGUCGCAUUGGUCAAGGGACUGGAGCGAUUGUCUGUCGAUAGUGAAACGAAGCAGGACGACGAGGCAGUGCGGGUGACUGACGAAGUAUCGCUUGUACUGCAGAAGUGAGUGCGCUUGUAGAUGUCCUAGAUAUACGAGGGUAGUGGCAUGUCUGCAUCGACUUCAUCG